Molecule: messenger RNA, 714 nt
Organism: Coffea eugenioides
Lineage: Eukaryota; Viridiplantae; Streptophyta; Magnoliopsida; Gentianales; Rubiaceae
Product: feruloyl CoA ortho-hydroxylase 2-like
Exons: 3
Coding region: 1-714 (237 amino acids)
Molecular function (GO): dioxygenase activity
Source: RefSeq, a predicted model, not a curated record
AUGGCCGAUUUUAAAAAGACGGCAAUUGCUUUGAAUUUAAAUAAUAUCAAAGCACUAAUAAACGAAGGUCAUGGGGUCAAGGGCCUAUCUGAGAUGGACCUUAAAACUCUGCCACAGGAAUUCAUUCAACCACUUGAAAAACGGUUUAAUAUUGACAAUACUUUAGAAAAAUACAUUGAGAACAUGGUGUGUGAUGUAGCUGAGGAAUGGGGAUUGAUUCGACUUGUUAAUCAUGGGAUUUCUAUUGAGAUUUAUAAGUGGCAUGACAAACUUACAUUUACGUAUGUUUCUGAUGAAGAGGCCUUGAAGCUUUGGCAUCCAAGUUGCAGGCCGUCACUUCGACUCAUCAACUGUCACUAUACUUCAUAUGAUAGGAGGUUUUUGGGUUCGAAAAUCAGAAGUGAUCCAUGGAUACGUGUCGCUCUAAUAAAUGGAGCCUUAGUGAUAAAUGUUGGUGAUGCUCUAAAAAUCAUGAGCAAUAGGCGCUACAAGAGUAUCGAGCAUUUUGUGACUGUUAGUAAAAAUAACAAUAGAAUUUCGAUGCCAUUUUUUGCAAGUCCAACACCUUGUGCAAUUAUCGGACCUUUUGAAGAAGUGCUUGAGAGUACCGGAGAAGAACCACUCUAUAAAGAGUGUGUCUACUCGGAGUAUGCAGCACAUUUUUACUCAAAAGCUCAUCGUGGAAAAGACAAGAUUCAAUUUGUCCUGACAUGA